This is a messenger RNA of Balearica regulorum gibbericeps (East African grey crowned-crane), 400 nucleotides long. The record is from RefSeq and is a predicted model, not a curated record. NCBI's taxonomy places the organism in Eukaryota, Metazoa, Chordata, Aves, Gruiformes, Gruidae.
AGAAAAGCAGAAAGCUGAAGUCAAGGACAGAAGGGUUUUAGAGAUUUUGCAAGCUAAAGACAACAAAAUAGAAACGCUAGAACAGAGACUUACAGGGCAGCAGCAGGAGAUAAACAACUUAAUACAGAGAAAAAAUGCUGUGGAUGAGGAAAAUGCCCGUUUGAAGAAUGAAUUCAGUAACUUGAACCAGAAAUUUAAAGAUAAAAGCCAAGAACUUAAGGACACUGAGGAGUGUGCACGGAAGAAGGAAGAGCAAAACAGACUGGUUAUAAAAAACCUGGAGGAGGAAAAUAAGGGAUUAAAUACAUGCUGUGCUGACCUGCUAAAUGACCUGGAGAAACUGAGGAAGCAGGAGGCACAAUGGAAAACAGAAAAAUCUGGCAAUGAUGCCAGAAUAAAG